Cercospora beticola is the source of this 2382-nucleotide messenger RNA. RefSeq lists its product as uncharacterized. Gene Ontology annotation, cellular component: membrane. Gene Ontology annotation, biological process: magnesium ion transport. Lineage: Eukaryota; Fungi; Ascomycota; Dothideomycetes; Mycosphaerellales; Mycosphaerellaceae. The record is from RefSeq and is a predicted model, not a curated record. Gene Ontology annotation, molecular function: magnesium ion transmembrane transporter activity.
CGACCAGCACCGCUGCUUCAGCGCCCCAACGCCCGCCGCUGCUGAACGUCGCCCGCCCACCGCAGUAUCACUAUCACACCACCCCGUCGUGUCAUCGCCUCGCGUCGGCAACAGGCAUCUGCAGCGCACGCAAGACAGCUUUUGUGACCACUCUCUCCGCCUGGGCAGGGAGGCUGCUAAGCUUCGGCAAAUCCGCCCGCGCGACUCGACAGAGGACACGUCCUCCAGCCCUCUCAACACCCCAUCCCUGGCUCCACACCCAAAACGCCUGAUUUCGCCCUCGACGACCACGCCAGCUGGAUCGCAUAACACCGAAACCCACCUCUCCAUCACUACCACCCGGGCCAUGGUUGCCCCGUGACCUCUGCACCGAUUCACCGAGGAGCCCGCAUUUCGCCAGCCCGCCCAAGUCUGCGAGCCACUUUCUGCCAAAGGGCGCUGCGCCCCACGACUCUUCUGCUCCCAUACAACCCAUAAUCCCAUAAUACACCGCCGGGGCCAUGUUAGAAGACAAGUACGUCGGCCUGCUGCUCGCCGUGACAUCGACGCUGGGCAUCGGCGCAUCGUUCGUCAUCACCAAAAAAGGCCUUAAUGCGGCUGCGCAAAAGCAUGGAUUCGAGGGCGAUGGAUUCGCAUAUCUCAAGAACCCCAUAUGGUGGGGAGGCAUCAUUACCAUGGUCAUUGGAGAAGUGUGCAAUUUCUCCGCAUAUGCUUUUGCGCCAGCGAUUCUGGUCACCCCUCUUGGAGCCCUCAGUGUCUUGAUCGGAGCGGUUCUGGGCAGCUAUUUCUUGGACGAGAGGCUAGGAGUGUUGGGGAGAGUUGGAUGCGCGAUAUGUCUGAUUGGCAGUGUGGUUAUUGUGCUGCAUGCGCCUCCGGACCGGGAACUCAAGAAUAUCGAUGAAUUAUUGCAUUAUGCUAUGCAAUUGGGCUUCCUAACGUAUUGCUUGAUCGUUACCAUCUUUGCGCUGGUCAUGAUCUAUAAAGUCGCUCCAGUGUAUGGCAAGAAGAACCCAAUGGUUUAUAUCAGCAUCUGCUCUACUGUGGGAUCGAUAUCCAUCAUGGCCAUCAAAGGCUUUGGAAUUGCGCUGAAACUCACACUGGGCGGCAACAACCAAUUUUCGCAUCCCUCGACCUACGUCUUUGCGAUCGUCGUGGUGGUGUGUAUUCUUACACAGAUGAAUUAUUUCAACAAGGCGCUGGCGACUUACAGUACGAACAUUGUUAACCCGCUAUACUACGUGACAUUUACGACCUGCACGCUGACGGCCUCGUUCAUCAUGUUCCGCGGCUUCAAUACCUCGGACGCCGUAAACACAAUCUCCCUCCUCUGCGGCUUCCUCACGAUCUUCACCGGCGUCUACCUCCUCAAUCUCUCACGCGAAGAUCCGGACGGCAUCAAUGCAGGCAUAAAACCCGCUCGGGACGGUCGAGGCGAAUACCACGAUGUAGACGGGAUCCCCACAGAUGGCCUCACAGGACUACAAACGCGAUUAAGCAUGCAAAGUCGAAGGAGUGGAGAGCACAGAAGGUCAAAUAGCUGGAGCUUAAGAAGCCCAUCAAUACCGACGCGGGCCGAAUUUGGCCAUGCAAACGGAGGGCGAGGGGAACAACAGCACAUGUUGCAUUCAUACGACAUAGAAGCAAACGCGCUAGGGGACCUAGCAGAGGACAGCGACGAAGAUACGACGAACGGGUCGAAUCAAAAACGAACGAGUUUUGAUAAUGGGAGAACACCGAAUGGGGAGACGACAAGUCUUUUCAAUCAGCCCAGGAAACCUUCGGGUGGGAAUGUGAAUUUAGCGUCUGGGAAAGGGUUUGAUCCGAAGCGGUAACAUUGAGAGAAGAGGAGGGAAUUGCAAGUUCAAGGAAAGGAAAGGAAUAAUUGAACAAGAACUUUUCGCAUUUUGGCCAGGCAGUUGUCCAGCAUAUCACGCGCAGAGAGCACGCGCGCACGCGCAGCGCGAGGGGUGGUUUGUGGGUCUGAUGAUCGGGGAACGGGUUUGCUGCCUGCUCAAUUGUGCAGUCGCAAAAGAUCUGCGCAUGACGAUAUCCGUGUCUCACUUAAGCCGGUCAGCGAGAACAGGAGAAGGUGUCCAUGGCUCGCGAAGGCGGUGAGAGAAUGAAGCAGCAGCGGCGGCAGCAUGGAGAUCCACGGGCAACCAGAAGAAGCCGAGACUUACUGUACAGGGCGUUCAUCAUGGCGUUUCAAAGUCGCGCGGAUGGGCAUUGGGAAUGGAGAAGAAGGACACCAACAAGAAGAGAAGAGAUAUAUCUUCACUACUACAGAGCAGCGUGCCAGGAGAUUAAAGCACGUGCAAGCCACAAAAGGUCAAUGACCGAGACGGACUUCACGAAGAGGCGUUGGAAGACCAAUUUUUCGGU